AUGAAGCUCUUCCUUGUGUUUGUCUUGUCUUUAGUUUUAGUGCGUAGUAAGUUGCUCUUACCAAUCAGCGAUAUUGGGACUCCGUUUGUUUUCAAAAGACCGAUUAUAGCCAACCAGAUCUGCAAAGGAUCCUUUAAACUCUCCACACCUACCGAAGGAUCCCUGGACGUGACUAUCUUUUCUGAAGAGGGCAAGCGAGUUUUCUACAAAAGAGGCUUAAAGUCGCAAGAGACCGUUGAUUUCUCUUUCAACACCACCGAGCCACAAACCUUCCAAGUCCAGAUUGAGCAAGGCGACCCAGUGCCCGAAAAGACAGUUUUAGUGGAGUAUGAGAUUACCUCGCAGUUCAAUACUUUUAACAAAGCAGUUGCCAAGUCAGAAGUACUAGAGCCUGCUCUCUUGGAAAUCUCACGGAUUGAAAAGCUGCUUUACGAGCUAUCCUUACAAACCUCAUUCCGUCAGAAGGAAAUCGCCGCCUUUUCCAACAGUAUCAAUGACAUUGUUAUUUCCAUUCCCUGUAUCAACUUCAUCAUGUUCAUAGCUUUUGCUGGUAUUUUGGGGUACCAAAUGAUCUCAUUCAAAGACUUCCUCAAGAAGAAGAAGCUCAUCUAA
Nematocida homosporus is the source of this 612-nucleotide messenger RNA. RefSeq names its product p24 family protein delta-1. Bases 1 to 612 code for a protein of 203 amino acids. NCBI's taxonomy places the organism in Eukaryota, Fungi, Microsporidia. The record is from RefSeq and is a predicted model, not a curated record. The transcript has a single exon.